AUGUUUUGCUCCGGAGACCGCGAGAAAGCUGCCGCAAUGGAGGAGAAGUGGGACUAUGUGAACCUCGACGACUUCAAAUCCGAGUCUUGCUGGACUCCCUUCUCGUACUUCUUCCUAUGGGUAUUCCUUAUUAUAUCCCUCGCCGUCUACGGUGUCGACGUCUUCACUGCAGUCAAUCUGCUCGCCUUCUCGCGAUGGGCUGGCCGAGUUGAGCCCGCCAUUCCGUUCCAUAUCUCGCGAUGGAUCUUUGCCGCGUGCAUUAUCGCUUCGUUCGUUAUCUUGGUCUACCGAUGGAUCCAUGCCGUUCGGGCUAUGCGCUCCGGUAGUAUUACUCGCAGUUUCCUUGACCCGCUUGCCGUUCGUAUACAGAGUUUCCGGCUUGGCAAGCAGGGUCGUGGAUGGAGGAGAUUCCUUGUCUUUGCGGAAUUGACCAAGGACAGGAAGGCAGCUGAAUAUGUUGCUCUCUAUGCGCACUUUUCUUUUCAAUUCUGGAUGAACACCGUCUUUGCGGAUGGUCCACGUCAAGUCAUCAAUGCUAUCACACUCUACUCGGUCAUGCAGAUGGAUCUUCUCCCUGGCGGCGAAAACGCAGCAAAGGAUGAUGGCAGCUCUGGGGCCUCACAAUUCUUCAACAAUAUCAAGAUCCUAGCUGAAGACAACAACCUUCAGGCUGUGGUCCUGUUCGGUAUGCUGUUCACACUGGUCAUCUGGGUGCUCUCCGUCCUGAAAUUGAUCUCGGCAAUCGUACUCUACCUGAUCUUCCUGUUUCAUCAUAUCCCAGCCGAGGACGGUACUCUUUCAACAUACUGCCGUCGCAAGGUUGGUCAGCGUCUGAAGCGUAUCGUGCAUCGCAAGAACAACAAGGCACUGGCAAAGGGGCUCAAAUUGCAGAACCGGACCCCUACCCAGCCCAGUCUGAUGAGCUCCGAUUCGAAACCGACUCUGCCGUCUAUAGCUGGCGACAAGGCACCCGCCUUCUCUGUGACUACCCUAUCGCGGAGCACCACUGCAACAACCUUGCCGCCUUAUACCCGAUCGAACUCGGCAGCAACCCCGGAACAGUACCCAACACUGCCAAACUUGGACUUCGACACCAAACCACCCCUAGUCCGAAGCACAACCCAGUCUUCGGCGAUGUCGGAAUCAGCUUCCCUGACAGGCAACGCAGCAACAAUGGGUUACAGCCCCCUCGACCGGCAAAACUCACCGGCUCCCCCAGUCCCCCCAUUGCCAUCCAACGUCCCACCAAGACAGAACACACCCCACUCUCGCCCAUACCAGGCGUUCACCCCAGCACCAGACUACACUUCACCGGACGCCACGCAGUCAGACGAUUACUUCCACCGCUCGCACACACCCGCGCACUACGACCCCUACGGUCCGUCACGAGACAUCUACGCCGAAGACAACUACGAAGCGCACGAGUCACCAUACUACGCGCAGGAUCCAUACUCCGCACGAUCAUAUACGCCAGCCAGCACCGGCUCAACACCCGCUCCAUACGGACGCUCCAUGACUCCGGCAAGUUACCGUGCAACACCACCACCCCAAACACAGACACCCGUCCAGCCUCCAUCACGGACAUACACGCCCAUGACCUCGGCAACCCCUGCACCCCAAAACGGCGGCUACGCAGCCUUUAACCCACCAAUGCCUAGUCAGACCCCCCAGCCCCAGAAUCGCACUCAGAGGCCUCCCGCGCUUGCUGGGUAUAACUUCAACCGGGCGAACACUGCGUCGCCGUCUGCUAUGCACCGGGCUCCGCCUGGACAUUCUUUUAACCGAUCCAAUACCCAUCAGUAUUGA
Penicillium arizonense is the source of this 1806-nucleotide messenger RNA. RefSeq lists its product as uncharacterized. Gene Ontology annotation, molecular function: potassium ion transmembrane transporter activity. The transcript is spliced from 3 exons. The record is from RefSeq and is a predicted model, not a curated record. Gene Ontology annotation, cellular component: plasma membrane. The coding region runs from base 1 to 1806 and encodes 601 amino acids. Lineage: Eukaryota; Fungi; Ascomycota; Eurotiomycetes; Eurotiales; Aspergillaceae. Gene Ontology annotation, biological process: potassium ion transmembrane transport.